AUGAAUUUCCUUAUCUGUGUGAGAGCGUUCAGGCCAUGGAUGUGGCCGCAGUGGAUUUACGACCGGACAGCCGAGGGUCGUCUCUUCAAGUCAACCAUGAACCUUAUGGAGGGCUUCAGUGGAAGGAUUGUGGACGAAAGGAGGAAGCUGUUCGGUGGACUCACCCGAGGAACGGCCGAAGACGACACGAAAAAGAAGUCGACUCUGAGGGAGCGUCCACUGUCGCUCCUGGACUUCAUGCUCGAGAAACACUUCUACGACAAGCUCUUCACCGUCGAGGAGAUCAAGAAAGACCUCGACAGCGUCUUCUUUGCCGCCAAUGAUACCACGUCUACGGCACUCAGCUGGAUGAUGUACCUGUUCGGACUUCACCCGGACAAGCAAAGAAAGGCCCAAGACGAAGUUGAUAAAAUCCUAGAAGACGACCCCGGUCGAGACUUCACCUUGGAAGACGUCAAGAGAAUGAAAUACGUCGAUUACUGUGUGAAGGAGUCCUUGAGACUGUACCCGUCCGUGCCCUUAAUUGGAAGAGUUUUGGACAACGAUCUCGUCAUUGGUCAGCGUUUCGCCAUGACAAAAAUGAAGAUCCUCGUGGCGAAGAUGCUCCACAGGUACGACUUCGAGGCCAAGACUCCCCUCGACAGGCUGAGGCUGACGUGCGAGGUGAUCGUCCGAGCCAAGGAAGGCCUUCAUCUCUGGAUCAAGAGGCGGUCGCCCAAGACGGCCAAGUGA
Molecule: messenger RNA, 732 nt
Organism: Ixodes scapularis (black-legged tick)
Lineage: Eukaryota; Metazoa; Arthropoda; Arachnida; Ixodida; Ixodidae
Product: cytochrome P450 4C1
Exons: 5
Coding region: 1-732 (243 amino acids)
Molecular function (GO): monooxygenase activity; iron ion binding; oxidoreductase activity, acting on paired donors, with incorporation or reduction of molecular oxygen
Source: RefSeq, a predicted model, not a curated record